CUCAUACCGGCAACACCUUAUCGGAGAUAUUAAAAAUAAGAAAACGAGCAAAAUGAGUAACUCAGCAAAGGACCACUACACUCGCAUUAUAGCGGAAAUGGAGAAGGAGGAUCUAUUGACCUUCGAGGAACUUCUCAAUUUGACCAAGAUCUCGCCAACGGCUCUGACCAAGACCAUUCAAGUUUUGGCCAGGGAGCGUUUUCCAGUGAAAUUAAGCAUGGAGAAAGCCAUCAAGAAACUAAGCGUCAAGGCCAAUAAAGAUGAUGAGGUUCCAGACAAGGAGGAAGCUGUGGAGAUCAUGACCUUUGAGGAGAUGGUUCUUUGCACCAAGACCCAUCCUUUGUACCUUGAGCGUAGUCUGCGCAAGAUCGCCAGACUAAGCCAGAUGUCUUAAGUGUUUAAAUUCAAUAAUUGCCGAUUAAUGAAUAUAUUUAAUGUGAAC
Molecule: messenger RNA, 442 nt
Organism: Drosophila subpulchrella
Lineage: Eukaryota; Metazoa; Arthropoda; Insecta; Diptera; Drosophilidae
Exons: 2
Coding region: 53-394 (113 amino acids)
Source: RefSeq, a predicted model, not a curated record